Messenger RNA from Condylostylus longicornis, 726 nucleotides. Its product is annotated as zinc metalloproteinase nas-13-like. Gene Ontology annotation, biological process: proteolysis. Gene Ontology annotation, molecular function: metalloendopeptidase activity; zinc ion binding. Bases 1 to 726 code for a protein of 241 amino acids. The transcript is spliced from 3 exons. Lineage: Eukaryota; Metazoa; Arthropoda; Insecta; Diptera; Dolichopodidae. The record is from RefSeq and is a predicted model, not a curated record.
AUGUUAUUUAAUUUCAUUCUGUUCUUUUAUAUAUCAUUGAUUUCUCAAAAUGAAAUUUUUAAAAAAAUAUCAAUUAUUGGAAUUGCUGCAUCUAAUGAUGUAAAUGAAAAUGAUUAUUUUGAAACAUAUAUCGAAUAUCCGGAAGAUAUGGAUUCAAUAGGACAGGGACGGAAUGCAUUUAAACAAGAUACACUUAAAUGGCCACGUGGUAUAAUACCAUAUGAAAUAUCAAAUGAAUUUAAAGAAUCUGAACGUGAUACAAUUAUAAAUGCUUUAAAAUUUUUUAAUGAAAAAACAUGUAUACAAGUUAUACCAAAACAAGAUGAACAUAAAGAAUAUGUAUUUUAUAAACCAGGUGAAGGAUGUGGUACAAUGGUCGGUUAUAAUAAAUUGAAAUCUAGACCGCAUGAAGUUGUAUUUAAUGAUUAUUGUAUUAAAUUACCAGAAGCGAUACAACAUGAAACUAUGCAUGUUAUGGGAAUAUUUCAUGAACAAUGCCAAAUACCAAAAAUUUUAGCUGAUUCUUAUGACAUUGAAUAUGAUUAUAAUAGUUUAAUGCAUUAUGGUGCAACUGCAUUUAGAAAAUCUGGUAAAAAUGAAACAAUGAGAAUAAAACAGAGAAAAGGACAACCCACAAAUGAAAUAAAAUUGGGUCAAUUAGGAUAUGCCACCAAAGGUGAUAUACUAAAAAUGAAUCGGAUGUAUCAUUGCAGUAAUUUUAUAUAA